This is a messenger RNA of Cucurbita maxima (winter squash), 1336 nucleotides long. Its product is annotated as inactive protein RESTRICTED TEV MOVEMENT 2-like. The coding region runs from base 202 to 1227 and encodes 341 amino acids. The record is from RefSeq and is a predicted model, not a curated record. NCBI's taxonomy places the organism in Eukaryota, Viridiplantae, Streptophyta, Magnoliopsida, Cucurbitales, Cucurbitaceae. The transcript has 2 exons.
AAUGAAGAUCGAAACAACCGUCAUGGUUGAAGCACAAAGAAAGCUUCAAGCGAAGGAAUUACUAAUCCCGAAGAAAUUCUUAGAUUUUCAGAAACAUGUUUUGAAUCAAGAUCUCCGUUCAAUAUAAAGAAUGCAUCGAAGACAUCGAAAGAAAUCGUCGUCAAGAGAAAUUAGAAUUACCGGAGAGGAAAAUCGAACGCAAUGCCAAUGGAUUCUUCGUCCAAAAGCUAUCAAGAUUUUGAGCCUCUAAUCGAUUGGCUUCCUCAUCCCGAUCCCGAGUCUCAUCUUCUUCUCGUCCACCUCUUAGGUUUCACACGCAACGAUCUGAAAGUUCAGGUGACAUCCACCGGCAAGUUGAGGAUCUCCGGCGAACGGAGGCUUACCAGCGGCAAGUGGCUCCGAUUCCUCAAGGAAAUCCAUAUCCCAGAAGAUGCCGAUUUGAACAAGAUCUCUGCCAAGUUGGAGAAAGGCAUCCUCUACGUGACGCAGCCCAAAAAAACCUCCGCCGUCUCUUCCAACAACCUACCGGUUCAGCCACCGAAGCCCAAGGCCGAAUCCCAACCGCCGCCGACCGCCGCAAAACCAACUGAUCGACCAAAUACCCCAAAGAGCCCAAACGAGAGACCUCAAUCACAGGCAAAUGGGAAACAAAGCCCCACUCCUUUAAAGCCACAUGAAGGGGCCGGAGCGCCAGCGAGUACCCAAAAAUCCGCCGAGAAGCCCACCGUGGGAGGCGGAGAGCCCGUUCAAGAUUUAGCUGCCAAGGACAGAACAGAGAAAGAAACAGAGGAUAAGGCAAAAGCACAUACAAAACUGCAAGAUGCUUCGGAGAAGACAAGAAAGGAAGAGGGGAAAGAAGAAAUUGGGUCAAAAAUGGGGGAGAAGGGGAAGGAAGGAGACGGGUUGAGAAUGACGGAGGGGAAGGAACAGGGCGGCCAUGGUAGGGGGGAGAAGGAAGGAGGCGGGUCGAGAAUGGUGGAGGGGAAGGAACGGGGCGGCCAUGGUAGGGGGGAAAAGGAACGGGGCGGGUCGAGAAUGGUGGAGGAGAAGGAACGUGGCGGCCAUGGUAGGGGGAAGAAGGAAGGAGGAGUUGCAGAAGGGAGUGAAUGGACGAGAAGAGGAGAAUGGUUAUGGACAAAUAUGGUGAAUUUGGCUCUGGGGGCUGCUGUUUUUGUGAUUGUGUAUCUCAAUCUUACAAAGAAUGAUCAUAUGGAGGAAGACUGGUGAAGAAGAAGAAGCCAUGAAUGAACAUCUAGUUUAUGAGUGAACAAUGGAACCAAAUUCGUUGCCCCGGAUUCGGGCACGAGAAUAAAAUUGCUAUAUUUAUGACAACUUA